GUAAGGGUUUCGGAUUCUUUCUUUGAGCUUUAAACCUUAGCCUCCAUCAGUUACCUCGCUCACAUCGACAAGCAACUGCCCGUCCUUGCAUUUCAUGCUGUUUCAUCUCAUCCAGUUGACCUCUCUCUAGAACCUGGUUCCAGCCAUGGAAGAUGUUUGCGAAGGGAAGGACUUCUCUUUUCCAAAGGAGGAAGAGAAGAUUCUCCAAUGGUGGGACGAAGUUAAGGCCUUUGAGACCCAACUUGAGCUUACUAAAGGCUGUGAAGAGUACAUUUUCUAUGACGGGCCUCCAUUUGCCACUGGUCUGCCUCACUACGGUCACAUUUUGGCCGGUACAAUCAAGGAUAUAGUAACUCGCUACCAGUCCAUGACCGGCCAUCAUGUUACUCGCCGAUUUGGUUGGGAUUGCCAUGGAUUGCCGGUGGAGUUCGAGAUUGAUACCAAGUUGGGAAUUAAGACCAAGCAGGAUGUGCUGAAUAUGGGGAUCGAUAAGUACAACGAGGAGUGCAGGAGCAUUGUGACCAGGUACGUGUCUGAGUGGGAAAAGAUUAUUACUAGAACGGGUAGGUGGAUUGACUUCAAGAACGAUUAUAAAACAAUGGAUUUGAAGUUUAUGGAGAGUGUCUGGUGGGUUUUUGGACAGCUAUUUGAGAAGAACCUUGUAUACAGAGGUUUUAAGGUCAUGCCGUAUAGCACUGGCUGCAAAACCCCACUUUCUAAUUUUGAAGCCAAUUCCAACUACAAGGAGGUACCAGACCCAGAAAUCAUGGUUACUUUCCCCAUAGUUGGUGAUCCAGAUGGUGCAGCCUUUGUAGCAUGGACAACAACACCUUGGACUCUUCCUAGUAAUCUCGCUCUAUGCGUUAAUGCAAAUUUUGUUUACGUAAAGGUCCGUAACAAAUUCAGUGGAAAGAUUUAUGUGGUUGCUGAAUCUCGACGUUCUGAGCUUCCUGUGGAGAAACCCAAAAAGGGUACUGCUAAUGGAUCUGUUAACGACACUGAACCCGCAAACUCUAAGACCAAGGGAUCAUCAGUUGGAAAAAAUAAGAAUGUUGUGGUUGAUACAUAUGAGGAUUUGGAGAAGUUUUCCGGGUCUUCUCUGGUGGGAAUAAAGUAUGUGCCGUUGUUUGAUUACUUCAAAGAGUUCUCCGAGGUGGCAUUUAAAGUUCUAGCAGAUGAUUAUGUAACUUCUGAUAGUGGGACUGGCAUCGUUCACAUGGCUCCUGCUUUCGGUGAAGACGAUUACCGUGUUUGCAUUGGAAAUCAAAUAAUUAGCAAGGGUGAAAACCUAAUUGUAGCAGUUGAUGACGAUGGUUGCUUUACUGAUAAGAUCACAGAUUUUUGUGGUCGCUAUAUCAAGGAUGCAGAUAAGGAUAUUAUUCAGGCAGUUAAGGAGAAAGGAAGACUUGUGAAAACUGGAAGCUUCACUCACCCUUAUCCAUUUUGUUGGAGAUCUGACACUCCUCUAAUCUACAGGGCUGUUCCAAGUUGGUUUGUCUCUGUUGAGAAAUUGAAGGACCAGUUGUUGGAAAACAACAAACAAACCUAUUGGGUUCCUGAUUUUGUGAAGGAGAAGCGAUUCCACAACUGGCUGGAGAACGCAAGAGAUUGGGCUGUUAGCAGGAGCCGAUUUUGGGGUACACCACUUCCUGUAUGGAUUAGUGAGGAUGGUUCAGAAACAGUUGUUAUGGAUUCUAUUGAAAAGCUCGAGAAGCUUUCAGGCACUAAGGUGACAGAUCUGCAUCGUCAUAAUAUUGAUCACAUCACAAUUCCAUCAAGUCGGGGGGGUGUGCUUCAUCGAGUUGAAGAAGUGUUUGAUUGCUGGUUUGAAAGUGGUUCAAUGCCAUAUGCUUAUCUUCAUUAUCCUUUUGAGAAUGUUGAACUCUUUGAGAAGAAUUUUCCUGGUGAUUUUAUUGCUGAGGGGCUGGACCAAACUCGUGGCUGGUUUUACACUCUCAUGGUCCUCUCUACUGCAUUAUUUGGAAAACCUGCUUUUAAAAACCUGAUUUGUAAUGGACUUGUCCUUGCUGAGGAUGGAAAAAAAAUGAGUAAAAGAUUAAAGAACUAUCCAUCACCUAUGGAUGUUAUAAAUGACUAUGGAGCUGAUGCUCUACGAUUAUACAUUAUCAACUCCCCUGUUGUGCGUGCAGAACCUUUACGUUUUAAGAAGGAUGGUGUUUAUGGUGUUGUCAAAGAUGUAUUCUUACCGUGGUACAAUGCAUAUAGGUUCCUGAUUCAGAAUGCUAAGAGACUUGAGAUCGAGGGGUCUGCACCUUUUGUGCUUAUUGAUCAAGCUAUUAUUCAGCUAUCAUCUAAUGUUCUUGAUCAGUGGAUCAAUUCGGCUACAAAGAGUUUGGUUAAUUUUGUUCGACAAGAAAUGGAUGCGUAUAGAUUAUAUACAGUCGUUCCUUAUCUCUUGGAAUUUCUGAACAAUCUCACUAAUAUUUAUGUGCGUUUCAACCGUAAGAGGCUAAAAGGUCGUACUGGAGAAGAAGACUGCAGGACGGCACUUUCAACACUGUACUAUGUGCUUCUAACUUCUUGUAAGGCAAUGGCUCCAUUUACACCAUUCUUCACUGAAGUUCUUUACCAGAAUCUGCGAAAAGCUUGUAAUGGUUUAGAGGAAAGCAUUCAUUUUUGCAGUUUUCCUAGUCAAGAAAGAAAGGGAGGGGAACGUAUUGAACAAAGUGUUAAAAGAAUGAUAACUAUCAUUGAUCUUGGUCGAAAUAUUCGCGAGCGCCACAACAAGCCUCUGAAAACACCAUUAAAGGAGAUGAUAGUAGUACAUCCUGAUGCUGAGUUUCUUGAUGACAUAGCUGGAAAACUAAAAGAGUAUGUGCUUGAGGAACUCAAUGUCAAAUCCAUUGUUCCAUGCAUUGAUCCUUUGAAGUAUGCUUCUUUAAGAGCAGAGCCUGAUUUCAGUGUGUUGGGUAAGCGACUUGGGAAAUCAAUGGGGAUUGUUGCAAAGGAAGUUAAAGCAAUGUCACAGGAAGAAAUUUUAGCUUUCGAGAAAGCUGGAGAACUAACUGUUGCUUCGCACACUUUGGCAAUGUCUGAUAUUAAGAUUAUCAGGGGUUUCAAGAGACCAGAGAAUAUGACCGAGGAGCAGAUUGAUGCUGCAGGAGAUGGUGAUGUUUUGGUAAUUCUUGAUUUGUGUCCCGAUGAAGGAUUAUUUGAGGCUGGAGUUGCUCGUGAGGUUGUCAAUAGGAUCCAAAAAUUACGAAAGAAAUCUUCCCUGGAACCAACUGAUUUGGUGGAGGUUUACUACAAGUCGUUAGAUGAAGAUGAAUCAGUAUUACGACAGAUUUUGUGUUCUCAGGAACUGUACAUCAGAGAUGCACUUGGUUCUUGUUUGCUACCCUCAACCUUGAUUCCUUCCCAUGCCGUUAUCCUUGCCGAAGAAAGCUUCCAUGGAGUUUCUAAUUUAUCAUUCGUCAUCUUUUUGGCAAGACCAUCAUUAGCAUUCAACUCGGAUUCAAUUGCUUCAUUAUAUGGUGAGAAUGCAAUUUUUGGUGAAAACCUUAUGGUCUACUUGCUAUCAAAGGAUCACUCUGUUUUGAAGUCUGAGUUCCAGCAUGGAAAUGGAAAGAUUAAGGUUGAUCACAUUGAGAACCAACCUGCUGUGGAUGUGAUUCUUGGAGAGCAUGUGUUCUUGACAGUUGGUGAUCACUUGUUGACAACCACCACCAAAGCUUAGUGAUUUGGAAGAAGAUAGAUCAAGGGAAAGUUUUAUAUACACUUUUUGUUUGUUUAAUUUUAAUAUGAUGAAUGUGCAAGGAACUAGAGAAAAAAAAAGAUUUUUUUAAUUAUUAUGACAUUUUACUGAAAAGCUUAAAGUUUUGUCGUGUGUAACCCAAACUAUAAGCCAUUUGACAUGAUUGAAUAUUUAAGUUUUGGCAUUGAUUCAUUCAGUGGUUUCUUUUAUGAAAUUGACUUUAAAAAAUGGCCGACCUUGUUUGAUUUAUCUU
Molecule: messenger RNA, 3968 nt
Organism: Impatiens glandulifera
Lineage: Eukaryota; Viridiplantae; Streptophyta; Magnoliopsida; Ericales; Balsaminaceae
Product: isoleucine--tRNA ligase, cytoplasmic-like
Exons: 27
Coding region: 146-3697 (1183 amino acids)
Biological process (GO): isoleucyl-tRNA aminoacylation
Molecular function (GO): ATP binding; tRNA binding; isoleucine-tRNA ligase activity
Source: RefSeq, a predicted model, not a curated record